ACGAGUACCACUCAGAAUUAAUCUCGACUGUGCUGAGUGUCGGAAAAGUUUUGGAAAAUGAGGCUACUGACGGCGUUAGUAGUCAUCGUGGCGGUCAGCCUCGGUCUGGUAGCGGCCGACUACACUACCGUAAAGAUCGCCGACAAGGAUUUCCUUCUCAAACAAAAGAAGAUCUACAAUCUUCUGUACCACAUCCCGCAAUUGUCCCUUGUGGAUCCUUCCUUGUACGACGAAGGCCACUCGUACAAUAUCGAGAGCAACAUCGAUUCUUACACUAACACGACUGCGGUGAAGGACUUCCUCUAUCUGUACGAGUAUGGCAUGCUUCCUCACGGUGAGAUAAACUCUCUCUAUUAUCCGAAACUGCUGAAGGAAACGGAAGCGUUGUUCCACUUGUUCUACUAUGCCAAGGACUUCGACACCUUCUUUAAAACGGCGUUAUGGGCGCGCAUUUAUUUAAAUGAGAUGCAGUUCGUCACCGCCUUGUACAAUGCCGUUAUACGCCGCGAGGACACUAAAUUUAUCCAACUGCCACCUCUCUACGAAUUAUAUCCAUACGGAUUCUUUAACUCCGAAGUACUCGAGAAGGCGCACCACGCAUCACUUUUCGGUAAACUCGACUCGAAGAAGUUCGGUGGCUACGACACCUAUAUCAUCCCGGCGAAUUAUUCCGGAUGGUACAUAUCGCGCGACUACGACUUGGAGCACAAGAUCAAUUACUUCACUGAGGAUAUCGGGCUGAACGCCUACUACUUUUUCUUCCGGCUUGAAUAUCCGUUCUGGAUGAAUAGCGACGAAUUCGGAUUGCAGAAGUACCGCGGUGAGGAAUAUCUCUACGGUCACAAACAGCUGCUGGCUCGUUACUAUCUGGAGCGACUGUCUAACGAUAUCGGUAAAAUCGAGGAUUUCGAUUGGCACAGGGAAUUCUACAAGGGAUAUUAUCCGACGAUGACCUAUCAAAACGGGCUGCCGUUCCCACAGAGACCAAGCUGGAGCAAAUUCCCCUAUUACAAGUACAAAUACAUAAAGGAAAUAGAAGAUAUGGAAUCUCGAAUUUCGGCGGCUAUUGAUUUCGGAUUUGUCAAGGAUGCUACUGGAAAGACAAUCGACAUCUACACGCCCGAAGGUCUCAACAUCCUCGGCAACAUGAUCGAAGGCAACGCGGACUCGUGUAAUCCCGACUUUUUCGGUAGCAUCGACUACUUCGCGAGGAAGAUUCUCGGGUACAAUUUGGACCCGUCGUCGUCGUAUCAGAUUUUACCCAGUGCUCUCGAAUUAUACAGCACGUCCAUGAGAGAUCCCGCGUUCUAUCGUCUCUAUCAGAGAAUAAUCGACUUCUACUACUUUAGAUACAAAAAGCAUGAGAAGCCGUACAACAAAAACGAUAUUAUCUUCCCCGAACUGAAAAUCGAGUCCUUCGUCGUGGACAAAUUGAUCACCUAUUUCGAUCAAUUCGACACGACAGUCAGCAACGGUUUGAUAGUCGAAAGCGCGAAGGAGGCCGAGAGUACGCUGAUCAAGAUCCGUCAGUAUCGUCUCAAUCACAAACCGUUCAGCUUCCACUUCGCCAUCAACGCCGAGAAACCCGUAAAAGCCGCGAUACGCAUCUUCCUCGGACCGAAAUAUGACAUCCAUCACAAACCGCUGGACUUCUCCGAAAGCGCGAAGUACUUCUACGAAAUGGACAACUGGAUAGUCGACUUGAACGCCGGUCCAAACAAGAUUAUCCGAAACAGCCAAGAUUGCUUCUUCUGUAUACCCGAUCCGGAACCGAGCGAAUUAUUCUACAAGAAGGUGCUCAAGGCCUUGGACGGUUCGGAGUCCCUCUCGUACACGGAACGACUCUACGGAUUCCCCGAGCGUCUGCUCUUGCCCAAGGGCAAGAAGGAGGGUAUGCCCUUCCAGUUCUUCGUGUACGUCAAUCCGGUCAAAGAAGAACAAGCUAUGCCCUACACAUCCCGUAUCUUCGGCGAGUACCAGUUCGACGACAAACCGAUCGGAUUCCCCUUGGACAAACCCACCUUCAACUUCCGCUACGAGGGACCGAACAUGUUAUUGAAAGACGUUGUAAUUUACCACAAGGAUGAAAUGGAGCUAAAUAUCACUUAUUGAUCGCUUACUUGAAUCUCUGAAAAAUAUUUGAUUCUAUGUAUCCACAACUAAACAUGUUUUAAAAAAUGUAUAUAUAAAUGUUUUAUAUUGCAUAAUUUACACUAAAAGAUUUCAGA
This is a messenger RNA of Linepithema humile (Argentine ant), 2228 nucleotides long. It is a transcript of the gene Hex70a, whose product is annotated as arylphorin subunit alpha. The record is from RefSeq and is a predicted model, not a curated record. NCBI's taxonomy places the organism in Eukaryota, Metazoa, Arthropoda, Insecta, Hymenoptera, Formicidae.